Molecule: messenger RNA, 606 nt
Organism: Necator americanus (New World hookworm)
Lineage: Eukaryota; Metazoa; Nematoda; Chromadorea; Rhabditida; Ancylostomatidae
Exons: 6
Coding region: 1-606 (201 amino acids)
Biological process (GO): olfactory behavior; response to odorant
Cellular component (GO): axon; neuronal cell body
Source: RefSeq, a predicted model, not a curated record
AUGCGACAUCAUAGUUCGACUACAUUAUCGUCACGUCUUGCCGUUAUUCUAACUUUGGUUCACUUUUUCACUCGACCCAUCACUGCUGUAGAGUAUAUGGAUUUCAGCUCAACAACUAAAUAUUGUUAUAGCUGCAUGUCAGAGGACUUCCUUCUCCAUUGGCCUUAUUUGGAAGAGGUUUAUUAUCGGCCAAUGAAUUUCACUGAUCAUUGCUUUAAAAUUCCGGCAAAGAUGAAUAUUGGAAUGACACCGUGCAGUAAUUCGAUGUGUGUUACGGUAAUUGAGCCGAGAAUUUUAGCAGGCCAACAUAUUGGUAACAAUAUCAUUCGAGGAUGUUUCGCCAGUGUAUUUAAAUACGGUGCGGCACCACGAGCGCAAAGCUCACCAAUUCUUGAUACGUCAUGCUCACGUAUGCCUGCACAUCGCUUACUGCCUCCACAUAUGGCAGCCCGAUCCAGCAAUCGUAGUGUGGAAUUGUGUUGGUGUGUCGGACAACUGUGUAACGACUAUCCGAGCGUUCCCAUGAAUUCAAUACGAGCUGACAGCAUUGCGACGUGGCUGCUAAUUUUAUGGAUAUCUUUGAUCACAUUAUGGGUGCAACGGUGA